Molecule: messenger RNA, 894 nt
Organism: Paramecium pentaurelia
Lineage: Eukaryota; Ciliophora; Oligohymenophorea; Peniculida; Parameciidae
Source: the annotation of a GenBank genome assembly
AUGUAAUAAUAGUUAACAAUUGAGAAACAUGAAGAAUUCAUCAAAAAGACCCUUUAUUAAUAGAAACUCCCAUGCAAAAUGGAUUCUUUGAAGGCAUUAAUUUUAUAUUGUUGUGUUACAACUCUUAAAUUAUUGAAAUCAGAAUACUAAUGUGAACCAAUAGUAGAAUUCUUGAAACAUUUAGAAGUGUAACCACAUUAAUAUAGAGCUUCAACAUUUGAUGAUUCAGAACCAUCAAUAGUUAAUUCAUAUUGUGCAAUAUCUGUAUUGAAGUAGAUUAAACAAAAAAUUGAGGUUAAUAAAGAAUCAGCUUUGAAUUAUGUUCGAUCACUUAUUUAAGAGGAUGGAAAUAUUCGUUCAUCUGUUAGUUCUAAUGAUGCAGAUUUAAGAAUGGUCUAUAGUGCUUUGGCAUAUUUAGAUUUGUUAGAAAUAGAUACAAGUGAAUUUUAGUAAACUGUAGGAAAAUUCAUACUAACAUGUUAGAAUUAAGAUGGAGCAUUUGGAUUGAGACCAAAUUUGGAAUCUCAUUGUGGUGCAUCCUAUUGUGCAGUUUCUAGUUUGAUUAUAUUAAAAUUAGAAAUACCUAAUAAAAGUAGUUUGAUAGAAUGGUUAGUUAUGAGAUAAUGUAAGAUGACUGGUGGUAUGGCUGGUAGAAUUAAUAAGAUUCCUGAUUCUUGUUAUUCAUUUUGGAUAGGAUGGAAUUUAAGAUUGUUAGGUCUUGAUUUAUUAGAUAAGGAAAGAUUGAUGGAAUUCUUGUAACAUUGUUAAUCUAAUUAUGGUGGAUUUAGUAAAUAUCCAUAAAGUAUGCCUGAUCCAAUUCAUACUUUACAUUCAUUAUUAGGAAUAUUGGAGAAUGAAGAUUAUGAUUAUGUACAUGCCAUAUUAUUGAACUGA